AUGACAGCCGCGCUUAUCGAAAUCAUCAUUCGCGAUGAACAGUCGCACCGUCUCAUGUCACAUAAAGAACUACGACUUGCUUAUGCUAUGGCCAUGGUCCGAUUUGUCAACGGCCUUGUCGAUCGAGAACAAAAAGGCCGUUUUGCCAAGUCGGUCAAUACGUUGGCUCGCCAUUUAGGCCUUCCUUCGUGGUUUGUUGAUUUACGUCAUGCCAGCACACACGAACAUUUGCCGAGUCUUACUGUUUUGCGUCAAGGGGCUCUUCAAGCCGUCAGUUGGCUUCACGACCAUUAUUGGAUGCGUAACAUCAAAAAUGCAGAGCAAAAGGAGAUGAUGCGUCAGAAUCCCGAGAUAAAAGUCAAACUGAAUCAAUACAAAGAAUCCAGAAAAACUUAUUUGAAAGACAAAUAUACCGGCAAAAACGCUGAUCCCAAUGCCUACGUGGCGUGCAUUCAAGGAUUGAUAGAAUUGAUGAUGCAAAAUGAUGAAAAUGAAGUGAUUCAGCUGGAUAUUUUACCAUUGUUAUUAGGUGUGGGGGGAUUAGUCCCCGUUGGAAAGAAAAAGCGCGCAUCAGCAGAGGAUAUGACGGUUUCAAGGGGUUUGGUUGAAUUGUGGUCACCGUUGCUGCAAGGUUUAGAUGAUGGGUUUCCUCAAUUCGCUGAACAAUUGAUGCUGGCCAUGAUUUCUAAAUUAGAUACACAUACAGAAUUUGAACUGAAUGAAUCUCUACUAGACCCCUAUUCAAUCUAUGUAAGUUUCUUUUUCGGCAAGAAUCAGUAG
Molecule: messenger RNA, 780 nt
Organism: Mycotypha africana
Lineage: Eukaryota; Fungi; Mucoromycota; Mucoromycetes; Mucorales; Mycotyphaceae
Product: Las1-like-domain-containing protein
Exons: 2
Coding region: 1-780 (259 amino acids)
Biological process (GO): maturation of LSU-rRNA; maturation of 5.8S rRNA
Cellular component (GO): Las1 complex; preribosome, large subunit precursor
Molecular function (GO): endonuclease activity
Source: RefSeq, a predicted model, not a curated record